UCGUCCUGGAACAAAAACCCACCACACACCGGGGUCGACCCAGAGAAGCUAAACGAACGCACCCUAUGCAAGUCAUGGAAUUUUUAGUCCUCGUAUCAUAUUAUAGAAGUUCACUGCACAUGUCACAUUGUAUAACAGUGUCUAAUGAGAAUUGCACCGACGUGAAAGUGAACCACAACUGUUAUCAGGCGUUCAUUCUGCAUAUAUAUACAUCUCGUGACCGUAUGAAUCAAGUCUACCAAUCAGUUCCUGAACGGGUAUAACCAAGCAUCCAAUGGAUACACAAACCGUAUCUGCCAAUGGGGCUAUAACACAUGAGCAUGAGAUUAAUUUGUCUGAUCUGCAAACUCUGAAGGACCAAGAAGCUGGAAAGAGGCAAGAGACUAAGAACGCCGGGGUCAUCACGGAGUGCGGGUGGUUCUCAUGGCGUCCAAAGUUCCUGCAGCGCUUCGCAAAUCCAAAAUGGCUGCUCUGUAUCUUGUGUGCGUAUGCUUUCUUCCAGAGUAUGACCGUCAAUGGACUUGUGAACGGGUCUCUCGCGAGCCUCCAGCGCCGGUUUGAGUUCUCCUCAUUCCAGACAGGUCUUCUGCCGUCUAUCUACGAUGUAACGGCCGCUGUGUUGAUCGUCUUCGUAGGGUACCUCGGAAAUAGUGCAAACAAAACCAGGAUUCUUAGUGGGGGGAUAAUCUGCAUUGCUCUGGGAAGUUUGGUGUUUGCUCUUCCUCAUUUCACUACUGGAGUUUACACAUACUCUGACAAUAACGCCAGUGAUGUAUGCUCACCUUCUGCUGAACACAUAACAAUGGUUCAUGAUGCUGAAAAGACGACGAUUGCCUCCCUCUCCGGGUACCUGUACGUCUUCAUAUUGUCUCAGAUGGUAUUCGCACUAGGCGGGGCACCAGUGUAUUCCCUGGGAUUUGCCUUCAUCGAUGAGAGUGUGAGAAGUAAAGACGCGGGUGUUUACCUAGGAAUUCUGAUUACCUUUGUCACACUUGGACCAGCAGUGGGGUUUGUCGUUGGUGGUGUACUUCUGAGUUUAAAUACAGACUUCUACUCCUCUUCAAUAAGCCCCACAGCAGACAGCUCCGAUGUUCAAUGGGUUGGUGCCUGGUGGUUGGGCUUCGUUGUAUGUGCAAUCAUUUCUUUUAUGAUCGCGUUACCUCUGACAUGUUUUCCCCAAGAGUUAGCCGGAACACAAGCGAUCCGAAAGGAACGCGAGUCCCAAGCCCACGCGAGCUCAGACAUCAAGAUGAAGGCAGACCGGGAUGGUUUCGGUAGCUCCUGGCGAGACUUCCCCUCCGCUACCAAGAUCCUGUUCCGGAACCCCACCUUCGUACUCCUGACACUCGGCAUCGCGGCUGAUAACAUAUUUGCCACGGGAGCUGAAGUAUUUUUACCUAUAUACCUGGAGAACCAGUUUGGGCUUAGUUCCGGAAAUGCUAAUAUCAUUGUUGGUAUCUUGGUGUGUGUUGCCGGAGGAGGAGCUUUGUUAGUUGGAGGUUGGUUAGUGAAGCGAUUAAACCUCAAGGUACCGGGGAUGCUAAAGUUCAUCAUUGUGGCCAACAUCAUCAAUGGACUCUCACUAUGCUCCGGCUUUUUGAGAUGUCCUGAGAUUCCGCUUGCCGGAGUGUAUCAGCAGUACGCUGAUGAAAGUGCUUCGUCAAGUGUGGUUCUGAACGACACAUGCAAUACGGGUUGUCAUUGUUCGACUGCGGAGUACUCUCCAGUGUGUGGCAGUAAUGAGGUCAUGUAUUUCUCACCGUGUUUUGCAGGCUGUCAAAGUCAGGAGGAUGAGGAUAGUGUCAUGUACAGUAACUGUACAUGCCUAACGCAUUACAGUAUGAUGAAUGAUUCGUCCCUGGUAUCAGCGACUGCAGUGCCAGGUCGAUGUGGUUCAUACUGCUCAGAGAUGUACAUAUUCAUUGCCUUCCUUUUCCUUAUUCUGGUUUCGUUGUUCAUCGACAAAGUGGCAGCAACAAACACGAUUCUCAGAUGCGUCCCUGAAGGGCAGCAGUCAUUUGCUCUUGGUGUAUACGGAUUAAUGACACGAGUAUUUGGAUCUCUUCCCGGACCGAUCAUCUUCGGUUCACUCAUCGACUCGACCUGCACGCUCUGGCACGAGGAGAACGGCGAGAGAGGGCAGUGUUGGUUUCAUGAUCGUACAGAUCUUUCCCUUAAAGUCGUCAUACUGGGUGUGUCUGUUAAACUCCUGACACUUGUUUUUGUUUCGCUCGCCUAUAAGACGUACAAGCCUCCACAGACAGAAGACAAAGUUUAAUUACUUAUAUUUUUUACUUAGGCCUAUUAUUAGUAUUAGAAUGGAUUAGAAUAUGAAAGUUCUUUUGUCAAACAUCGAGUAUACAACCUUUAAAAAUAGACUUGGGUUUGUUAAAUUGUCUUUGCCCGUUAGCAUUUACACAUUGAAUGGUACUUUUUUGAAUAUGAUUUUUAUGUUAUUAUUACUAUUUUUUUUUAGAAAAUGAAUUUUAUCUAUGAAUCUGUGUCACGAAUCGACUACUUUAAACAUUAACCCUUUAGAGGCACAUUAGAUUCUAUAACAAGGAUGGGGACCGGAAGGUCCUCCCUAGCUGAGGUUUAGGGUGCUCAAUCACCAACAAUUUUACUGGCCUCUAGAAACUUGUUUUCAAUGUGUAAAUAUUUUCUACUCUAUCUCUUCAUCCAGUUUUGAAAUUUUAUAUUCAAAUCUUCUCUAUUUUUAUAAUGUCUUAUUGUAUAUUUGCUUAUUUUUACUCUUUGAUGUUUGAAUUAGUUUUUUAUAUUUUAAAACUAGAACACAGUUCAGCUUUUUUGGCUGCUAAGUUUGAUUUUUAAUUAACUAAUAAUAUUAAUAAUGUAUAAGUUGCACUAACGGCAAACUUUUGUUGACGUUUUAGAUGACGGAGCAGAAAGUGUAGGCCUACAUGUAUAUGGAAUAACUCGGGUCUGUGUAUUGAUAGUUAUUUUAGAUUUUUGGGUAAUUGUGAAACACCCUACUCUUUUAAAAAUGUUUCAAUAUUUGUCAUUGUAUAAGACCAUGUGAAUUACCCUUUUUGAAGCUGCGACAACUGACAUUUUAAGCCGUUUUCAGUAAAAAAAAUUAAAAAUAAUGUGCACACACAGGCUCCCAGACGAAUUGAGUUGUGCUAUAUUUUUUUUACUGUAAAUGGCACCACGUGACCGAUUAC
Molecule: messenger RNA, 3185 nt
Organism: Asterias rubens (European starfish)
Lineage: Eukaryota; Metazoa; Echinodermata; Asteroidea; Forcipulatida; Asteriidae
Product: solute carrier organic anion transporter family member 4A1-like
Exons: 11
Coding region: 275-2278 (667 amino acids)
Biological process (GO): sodium-independent organic anion transport; transmembrane transport
Cellular component (GO): membrane
Molecular function (GO): protein binding
Source: RefSeq, a predicted model, not a curated record